AGGGACUGAGUGGUUCCAGAAUGCCGUUCCACUGUCGAGCCCAUCUGAGGUGUCAUGGGCCAAUCGACGAAAUAAAACAGGGAGGGCUGGGGGGCCUCUUGAAAACCCUAUGAAGUCGCAAAUGUCUGAACCACAAGACUCUAACCUGAGACGAUGCAAGGGCGAUGGAAGAGAGUGAUUUUAUGCCAUCCGCUUCACAUAAGGGGCAGUAGGUAACUCCUGCCAGGGUAGGGGCAGAAAGCUCAGAGAGAUAUUUCAAAACGGAGACAAAUAAGACCUUAACUAUCUGCAUUGCUGGAUACCAGAUUUGAACAUUCCCCCAGAGCAGAGAGGUUUGACCAUCUUAACUACAGGCAGGACAAAAAGAUUGGGUACAAUGGAAGUGAAGGUGUCUGUGGACGGUAUCCCGCGUGUGGUCUGUGGAGUUACAGAGGAAACAACAUGCCAAGAAGUGGUCAUAGCUUUGGCCCAAGCACUGGGUCAAAGUGGACGGUACACGCUACGAGAGAAAUUCAAAGACUUUGAGCGGUGCAUGACGCCCAACGAACACCUUCUGGAGACACUUGAGAAGUACGGUGAGCAGGCCAGAGAGGUCCAACUCACACUGCUCCACAACGGACCCUCAGUCUGGGAUGAAAUGAGUAGGACAAAAGUUGGAAGAUACCAGCCCUGCCCGCCGUUGAGAAGAAAAGACCCAGGCACCAGAAUGCGGCGGGGCAGCGGUUCACUUAGUUUGCAUCGUCAAAGCCUGCCACCGUUGUCGGGUUCUAGACAAGAGACUGAGCAGCAAAAAGAGGACCUGAAAAAGCCUAAAAGAAAGUCUCUGACGCUCAUGGAAGAGGCCUUGGAAUGGCUGGAGAGUCUGGGUAAAGGCAAGGUCUAUAGUACUGCCUGUGAUAAGGAAAGCAGUAAGAGGAGUGAUAAAAGGAAUCGCACCUCUUUGGAUUUUUCUCUCGCUGUUGACAAAGAUUACUCAGGUCGAAGUAGCAGGAGCAAAGUCAGAGGACAGAAAAGUUUAAAGUCAGACUUGGAUAGUCAAACAUCCUGCUGCAUGGGAAGUCAGACGAAGGGCAAAGAAAGCAAACACUCCAAGAAAAGUCAAGAGGCAAAAUCUGAUGGCCUGUUCAGCUCGAGCUGUGCUACAACUGAAGAUGAGAAAAACUGUCUAAGAGAAACCAUUAUAUGUCAGCUCAGUUGUUUGCAAGAUUUACAAGUCCAGAUAGCACGCGUUGACAAACAGAUUUUUGAGCUUGAGGAAAAACAGAGGGCCAAAAAAGAUGAGGAGGAAGCCCAGGAGAGAAUGGCUGAAGAGGAGAUGGAGCAGAUCAAGUUUUGGGAGAACGAAUUAAAGGCAGAAGAAGGUUACGAGAUGGAUUUGCAGCGUCAGUUCCUUGAGAUGAGGGCGAAGGCCAUUGAGUGCAAGCACAAACUGGAGGAGUACAGGCACAAAAUGCAGGGACUUGAUUUCUUUGCCACUCAAAACGUUGCUCAAGAGAAGUUAGAUCUGAUUUCAAAGGUUGGUGCAAAUGCAACAACGGCCACUGGGAUUUCAGCUGUUUCAACCAAGGACCUAAAGCGACAACAAUCUGAUCCAGAUGGGGAUGUAAAUAUUAACAGGAAGUUUCUGCCCAGAGAAGACUUAAACCCUCCUCAUGCUCUAGUUCCUCCAAGUCAGAUAAAGGAGCGACGGCCCACAGGACCCACCGAGCUGAGGGAGUGGUGGACACGCUGGUCCGAAGCCCAAGGCUCUCAAUCACAGACUAAAAAGAAGGUGAUUCACCGCUCUGAGCUUACUAUAUAUCUGGGGAGCACCAAGGUUUAGAAUCAGAUAAAGUCAAUUAUUGAGUCAAUAAAUAUGAAUUUUUCAUUGUACAACAGUUCUAACAAUUGUAUUCUUUAAAAUGCAAGACUGUGAUCCUCCUGGUUUAACUUGCAUUGAGCGUUUAUAACCAAUACUUUGUGUCCUCUGUGUGUUGGGAUGUAGACACUAGCACCCUGGUGCACCCACAUCGACAUUAGCACAGCCUUCCCUUGGUUUAUUUAGUGAGCCCUCUAGUGAUUAAAUGGGUUCUGAACCAAAAGUCAGCCCCUGUGGUUGUCAACAAAGGAUCAACUGAAGUCGAUAUAGCACAUUUUAAAUUAACAGACUAAGAAUUUAAUUCAUCCAACCCUUGCCUUGGAAAUUAUGGAAUAUAUUGUACAUGAUGUAACUUUAAUGGAAGAGAGGGAAAUCAAAGGAGAGCAUUUCUGCCUUUAUUUCAUAUAAAUUAGAAACUUCAUUUUGUCUCGCAGGCAGCUUUCAUCUGUACAUUUUGGGGAUUCUUCCCCUCAAGUUUGAGAACAGAUGAUGUCCAUAGGCACAAAAGCCUCUUUAGACUUAAUGACAUUGUGUCCUUCAUGAAGACUAAGCUGCCUCUGAGAAUGCAAGCAAAGAAUCAGCCUUAAAUAAAUUAUGGCUUGGAUGAUGCAUUUUGCUGUUCUCUGCAACACAAAUACUACAUACAGCUGCACUCCUGAAGAGAGCUGGUGCUCAUCUUAGAGGGGUGGCACUGGACUGAAAGCUCUGAAUUCAUCUUUGGUGAAUUUGUACAUUUUGUCAUCUGCUGAGAAGCCCUAGUUGUUAGGAUUUAUCUGUGGAGCACUAAACAAGGCAUAUUCACCUUGGUCUGUUUGUAACAACUGUUGGUCAUUUCCUGUGCUUGACUGAACACUGGUCUGCAUGAUACAUUCCACAGCUACUUGAUGCUUUGAAGUUGUAUUCAGUCUUAAAUAAAGCAGACGUGCAAAAAUAAAAAGACAAUUACACAACA
Molecule: messenger RNA, 2810 nt
Organism: Dicentrarchus labrax (European seabass)
Lineage: Eukaryota; Metazoa; Chordata; Actinopteri; Moronidae
Gene: rassf11
Product: Ras association domain family member 11
Exons: 5
Coding region: 377-1822 (481 amino acids)
Biological process (GO): signal transduction
Source: RefSeq, a predicted model, not a curated record